Cercospora beticola is the source of this 1285-nucleotide messenger RNA. Its product is annotated as NAD(P)/FAD-dependent oxidoreductase. The record is from RefSeq and is a predicted model, not a curated record. Gene Ontology annotation, cellular component: late endosome; cytoplasm. Gene Ontology annotation, biological process: retrograde transport, endosome to Golgi. Gene Ontology annotation, molecular function: oxidoreductase activity. NCBI's taxonomy places the organism in Eukaryota, Fungi, Ascomycota, Dothideomycetes, Mycosphaerellales, Mycosphaerellaceae.
AGCAGGAUAGCUCUCUUCUUUCGCCACUUCCCUCUCCCAACACCAGUUCUUCGCACCUACAAUGUCUACUGAUAGCACAGUGAUCCUCGGCGCCGGCAUCAUAGGCGUAGCCACAGCCUUCUACCUGUCCGAGCCCUCCUCUCAUUCAGGCACGAUCCAUCUCGUGGAAGCCGCUCCCGAGCUGUUCGCCUCUGCAUCUGGGAAAGCUGGCGGACUCGUAGCAGAAGAUUGGUUCGGACCAGCUACAGCGGAGCUUGGAGAGCUGAGUUUCCGUUUACAUCAGGAACUGGCGACGAAGUAUGAUGGGAGAAAACAGUGGGGAUAUGCUAGGACUACGGGGACGAGCGUGGUUGUCGGGAAGAGCAAGCGGAAGAAAGGGGAGAAGUGGCUGGAGCAAGGUGGAAGUCGAGCUGAGGUCGCCGCCGGAGAGCGAGUAGAACACUACGCUGAAGGUGAAGGACCAGGAUGGAUGCGCAAGACAAGAGGUGGGAAGGUGGAAGUGCUGAGUGAAGAAGGCGGGAUGGCGCAGGUUGAUCCGAAGAGGCUAUGUGGAUUUCUGCUCGAGAAGUGCUUGGAACGAGGCGUGGAGCUGCAUCAGCCAGCGCGGGCAAAAGGAAUCGAAAGAGAUGAUGACGGGGCACCGGCUGCGAUGGUCGUCGAGAAUGCUGAUGGGGAAGAAUCGAGCAUACCCUGCACUCGAUUGCUGAUCACAGCCGGAGCAUGGACAUCGCACGUCUUCUCUAAGCUAUUUCCAGACGCAGUGACACGCAUUCCGGUCAGCCAACUUGCAGGUUACAGCUUAGUUGUUCGCUCGCCUCGGUGGACUGCGGAGCAGGAAGCUUCUGGCUGCCAUGCGGUCUUUGCGAGUGCCUCUGAGGCUUGGUUUCCUGAGAUCUUCAGUCGUAUGGGAGAAGAGAUCUACAUUGCUGGACUCAAUGAUCCUGGCCUGCCUGUCCCGGAUUUGCCUACGAAUGCGAAGGUGGACACCCAAGCGGUUGAGGAGUUACGACGGGUGACGGAUAACAUGAUAGGAGACGACUAUGAAGUGAUCAGACAGGGAAUUUGCUUCCGACCUGUCACCAGGAGCGGCAAUCCUAUCCUUGCGAGAAUACCUGACGACAAGCUGCAUGCAGAUUCUGGGGCAGCUUUACCAGGAGGUGUGUUCUUAUGUGCAGGACACGGACCUUGGGGUAUUAGCUUGAGUCUCGGAACAGGCAAAGUCAUGAGCGAAAUGCUGCUUGGGCAAAAACUAAGCUGUAACGUGAGCAGCCUCGGGUUGAUAUGA